Molecule: messenger RNA, 601 nt
Organism: Paramecium sonneborni
Lineage: Eukaryota; Ciliophora; Oligohymenophorea; Peniculida; Parameciidae
Source: the annotation of a GenBank genome assembly
GUUUUAUAAUAUUUUUUGGAUUUAAUUUUAUUGUUUAAAAUUUGCAAUCAACAGGAGCUUUUGAAAUCACAAUUAAUGGAUAACUUGUACAUUCUAAAUUAGUAUCAGGUUAAAUGCCAACUAUUAAAAACAUUUAGGACUUUAUUGGUUCUUAAAAAUGAUAAACUAUAAUAAUGCAUAAUUAGAAAUGAGAAAUUUUAGGAAAAAUUUAAUCUUAAAAUUUUGAGAAUAUAAUAUUUAUGCUAUAUUUAGUUUCUCAUAAACAUAUUAUUAACAUAUUUUUAAAUAUUUUACUUAUAUAUCUAUUUUAUUUAAGAUAUUCUUUAAAAUAGUUAUACUAAAAAAUAAUUAAUAAACAAUAUUAUAUUAAAAUUAUUAUAAAAAUAACAUAUGAAUUAAGCCUUGAAAUAUGUUCCAAAAAUAAAAUUUAUUGGCAGCAGAGCUAAUUUAGUUCCUCNGAUAAAUAAAUACAAUUUCUUCCUAAUAUUAACAACUCUUUUAUUGUUAGCCUCCUCUCAAUAAGAUUAUUAAGGUACAACUAUUAACUAUGAAACACCUAUUGAAAUACUAAUAGAAUACUGUACAAGUUGAUCUUAUAAGG